AUGACAGAUAUUGAGCAACAUACCAUUCACUUACCCAAUCGAUCAGCUACUACCAAGUCUACUGCUGUGGAAGAUACCGAGGCUUUAUCGUCUGAGCAAAGUCCACCUGGUGCUGAUGAUGCGUAUGAAGAAUUGGCAGCAGUAGUCGUAAUUUCUGCCGGCAAAUUCUCUCGUCGCUUCAAGCUUGAGAAAUAUAUCUUCUCUCAGAUUGAUGAUUAUUCUGAGAGUAAAGUUCUCAUAGUAGAGGGCGUGAAGCCUUCAUGGGGACGAAGAAUCCUUGAUACCUUGGAGGAACAUCGGACACGAUCGACAUGGAACGCGGUUAGUAGAAAGUUGACGAUCAAAAUUAGGCCUCGUUGGAUCCACGAUUGCAUCCAGCAAUGGUGGGCAGAAACCGUGACUCAGAUGAGCGUCAAUGGACUGAUGACAGAUAUGGAGCGAAGCCAGAUUGGUUCCUUCGUCGGGACGACCCUGAAGUUCGAGUCCGGCCCAUACCAGAAUUCCCGAAAAGAACCCGACCUCUUUGUGAUUCCGAAGCUGGCCACAGACAAUUUGCUGACCAUAGUAUUUGAAGUUGGAUGGUUAGAGUCAUUCAAAGACCUCAAAGAAGACAUAGAUUUGCUGCUUAAGGGCGGAGAAGGCUCUACUAAUGCCGUCGUUGUUGUUAAGUGGACCAAGCACAGGUUCACUAAGCGAAUUCGUGGGUUCGCGGACGUAUAUGUUAGAAACAUAUACGGGGACCCUGCGCUCCGACAGCACGAAGCUAUAUUCCCUGUUUCUCUUGUUCCCUCUGUCCCUGUCUUGCAUUUCCCUGUUGCCCAUGUUCCCGCCCCCCUUGUGCCCACAGGAUCAACCCACCAAAUGGCCACACGCCGUGGCAAGCGUCCUCCGGCACCUUUACGUACUCCUCACCAGCGACCUCCUCCGCCUCCUCCACCUCUCCCCACUGGGGGGUCCGCAACGCCUAAUUUUGACUCAUGA
Penicillium taxi is the source of this 981-nucleotide messenger RNA. RefSeq lists its product as uncharacterized. The record is from RefSeq and is a predicted model, not a curated record. NCBI's taxonomy places the organism in Eukaryota, Fungi, Ascomycota, Eurotiomycetes, Eurotiales, Aspergillaceae. Bases 1 to 981 code for a protein of 326 amino acids. The transcript has 3 exons.